Messenger RNA from Penaeus indicus, 1461 nucleotides. Its product is annotated as carboxypeptidase B-like. Bases 95 to 1363 code for a protein of 422 amino acids. NCBI's taxonomy places the organism in Eukaryota, Metazoa, Arthropoda, Malacostraca, Decapoda, Penaeidae. Gene Ontology annotation, molecular function: zinc ion binding; metallocarboxypeptidase activity. The transcript is spliced from 13 exons. The record is from RefSeq and is a predicted model, not a curated record. Gene Ontology annotation, biological process: proteolysis.
UUCGAGGCUCCGUCCCGUGGCCGGUGCAGGCAGUGGCCUCCCCGUUGUUUCGGUGAGAGCACGUGUCCGCUGUCCUGCAUAUUACUGGCUGAAGAUGAGACUGUGGCAAGGCUUGUGCCAGCUGGUUCUGGCUGCGGCUGCGUUGGGUCAGCACGCUGGCCCGGUGGCCGACCACGCCUAUGCUGGGUGGGUCGAGCUGGAGGUGAUGUCAUCCACCCCGCUGGCCGUCCUGGAGAACUUGGGACGCCCCGGACAUGUGAACUUCCUCGGCUUCGCCAGGGAAAAAGGAGCAACUGUAUUCGCCGUGUCUCAAGAUGAGCUGCUUCACUUUGCGCAGAAACUAGCGGGUGCGGGCGUGGUUUUCCAGAUCCAGAGUCGAGAUCUCUCCCAACUGAUGUUGACCCCUCUUCGUUAUAGCCAAAAGGGGGAACUCCCGAAGGGCAACGUUACUUUUGAUCGCUAUAUGAACUACGAAGAGAUACUGUCAUACGUAGAAGAGUUACCCAGCAAGCACACCGACAGGGUUAAUUUAGAGGAGCUUGGUCGCAGCGUCGAGGGCAGACCCAUAUACCUUAUCACAAUUAAUAGGAACAAUAACUCUCGCAGAACUGAGAAGCCUGUCAUAUUCAUUGAAGCAGGAGCGCACGCGAGGGAGUGGGUGUCCCCGGCCGCGGCGCUGUACCUGAUGGAGCGCCUGCUGGAGAGCCCGUCCCUCCUGCGCAAUGCCGAGUGGCGCGUCGUCCCGCUGCUCAACCCCGACGGCUACGUCUACUCCUGGAACCAUGACCGUCUGUGGAGGAAGAACCGGGCCCCCUUGUCUGACCCCGAGUGUUUCGGCGUCGAUCUGAACAGGAACUUCGCAUACCACUGGGGAGAGGUUGGCGGUAGCAUCAAACCCUGUUCUUCCGUCUACCAGGGUCCUCAGCCAUUCAGUGAACCCGAGACACAAGCGCUUAGGGAUGCUGUCUUUGAAGUUCAGAACAGAACUAAGGCCUAUGUGUCGCUUCACUCAUACGGGCAAGUGUUCCUGUAUCCUUGGGGUUACACCACAACACUCAACCACUCUAACACAGAAGAACUGGUGGCCAUUGCAGAAGGAAUGGCAAGGAAGAUAAAAUCUGCAAAUUACACCAUUAGUGGCAGUACAAGCACAUUCCUGAUAGCAGGAGCCUCAGAUGACUGGGUGGCGAGCCUGGGCGUGCCCUUCGUAUACACCAUGGAGCUCAGGGACACAGGGAAAUCGGCCUUCCAUCUUCCCGAAGAGCUGAUCGUCUCAUCGGGAGAAGACCUUUGGGCAGCCAUGAAAUAUCUUGGAAGGCAACUUGAGAAGAAGAAGAAGAAACAUCGUGGAACUAGGAACUAGUGACAGUUCUCUGGACAAAGAGCAACUUGGAGAACAAGGCCUCUAUUUUGUCUUGUAGAUUAGGAACCUCUUUUGUCAUAUGUAUUUUACUUGGAAAG